UCUAGAUUUAUCUGGUCAUGAACAUCUUCAUGUGUUUAAUGUGUCAUGACAAAGCACUUUGUCAUAUGAGGAGCUUAUCCAGAAGGGGUAACUGAACACUUUCCACAUGAGCGCAAAGUAAUCUGUGAAUCAGUGGUAGCUUUGUGACGGGAGCGCAAGUGGAGCAUGGGGGUUACAAUGUGCAUAGCCUGUCUUGAACCAGCGCCAACUGGCUUGCAGUUAUAUAGCCUCAUUUAUCUGUCGCAGUCACAUUCCUCACGGUUUCCCACCACAGAAUGGGUGCCCCGCUGGUUAGCGAAGGAGACGCAUCCCAGAAAACAAGUCCGCCUCCCUUCGACCAACACAGCGCCAGUGGCACGAGACAAAGCCCCCAAUUCACGCCUCCGCCUCACACUACCCACUUGUUAGGACAGAGAGAUCUUCAGCUCGAAACAACGAGGGCUCUCUGCAGAAACCAGAGAUUUCGGAUUGUGUAAUCAAGCGUCCGCGGCUCCACUCUCAAAGCACCUGGACUGACUCCACCUCCUUCCUAGGUGGGGCAGAGCAGGUAAUCGCGAGACCGAGGUCAGUCAAAACGCGGAAAUAAUACAGCACGGAGGAAAGUCUUAUCAACAUUCUGAAGCCAAUGUCCACAGAGAUAAGGAUAUGAGCCAUCCGCCCAGGACUCACCGGGGGCAAAGGGAACGGGACCGGGAUCGGGACCGUGACCGUAACGGGGAGCGCACCGGAGCACCCCGAGACAACCGAGAAGGCCGGGGCAGGCGGGACUACUACGAAGACAGACCACCGCCUAGCGACAGUUCAUCACAGCCUCCAUACUAUGACCGCACACCACCGCCUCCGAAACAAACACACAGAUCCACACCCCAAGAAGAGCACCAUGCAUCCAAGUGCACUAACAUAUGUUCGAGGAGAGGUAUAGUGCUGAUUUGUGCUGUCCUGACUAAUGCGCUGGUCCUGGUGUGUAUUGUGGCCGCGCACCUCUCCAUGUCCGGCUUCUCCUCAGCAGGCCUGUCCGGUGGCUUCAGCAUCAACGCCCAGAUCCCCUUUCAGGGCACCGAGCUGCAGCAGGUUCGCGACCUUGACAUGCAGUUCAGCCAAAUGCGCGCGCCUGGAGUAUACGGGGGCGUGGCCUUCAGCCUCACCAUGGGGGUCAUCUCCCUCCUAUUUGUAGUCUCGGGGUCAAAGCCCGCCUACCUACUGGGGAAGAAGCUGCUGGUCGGCCAGUUUCUCUUCCAGCUCAUAGGGGGUAUAGCCUACGUGGUUGCCGUGGGACUGUACCUGCACUUUGUGAUCAGCAUCAACGCGACAGAUGUGUGUCAGCGCCGUGAGCGGCUCUACGCGGGGCGUGGCUAUACCUGGAUGAACUGCGACGUCGGCGGGGGUGAUGCAGCCGUGGCCCUGUUCGGGCUCAUCACCGCUAUUCUCUACGCGGUAGGAACGUACCUCACCUUUGUCACCAUGCGCAACGUGGCACACUACCACAAACGCACACAAAGUCACACAAAUUCGCGUUCUCACAUAUAGCAAAGGCCUGUUUGAUGGGACAACCUAAAUGUCGAAUGUGGCUGUGAGAGGAAUACAAUGAUAUUUCCAUUGCAAAACAUGCACACAAAAUGUAGGCUAUUUGAUAAUGUGCGUUUUUACAUGUUUUACCAUUGUAACUGGACUUUUAACAGGUUAUUUAGUGAAACUUUUAUAUUGAUUUGUUGUGAAAUAAUGAUCCAAAACCUCAUUUUCAAAUAUUGUUUUUUUUUUGCCUCUUAAUAGCGACAUAUCUUGCCAUCUUUUACUGUGAAUAUUUUGAAUAUUCUAUUUUGAUAUGAUUUUGGCUGGAGAGACACAGUCAACAGAUUUUUCUCACUGAUCUAUUUUGUUAAUAAACUCCUCACUUUAAUAUCA
Sardina pilchardus (European sardine) is the source of this 1902-nucleotide messenger RNA. RefSeq lists its product as uncharacterized. The record is from RefSeq and is a predicted model, not a curated record. NCBI's taxonomy places the organism in Eukaryota, Metazoa, Chordata, Actinopteri, Clupeiformes, Clupeidae. Gene Ontology annotation, cellular component: membrane. The transcript has 4 exons. Bases 646 to 1527 code for a protein of 293 amino acids.